CUACUAACAUGUUCCACAUGGAAGCUUUUAUGGAGAAGCUUGAAUGUGGCCGGGGGGGCGGGAGUGGCUUUUGUAUAGAUAUCCUGUCGCCGGCGACAACUUUCUGUUUUCUGCUCCGUGUGUGAGUUGACGCUUUCAUUGGGAUCAAUUAUCAUUCUACCAUUCUAUUCCCAUCGAUACAAUCACCGUCAUGGCAAACGCCCCGGAAAUCGCGGGCUUGGAGCAAGUCCCUGUCGACCAGACUGUCAACGAAAAGUCAGGGAAGGAAUAUGCUGAUAUCGGACAUGUCGAGCGUGUGCUGUCCGGGAACGAAGACCUGAAAGAUCAUAUGGAUCUUAGCCGUAUCGACGCCGAGGUCGCCAAGUAUACGAGCGAUGUCAGAGAGAUUAUCAGCGAGGAAGAAAGCAACAGGCUAUUGAAACUUAUUGAUCGCCGUGUACUGGUUAUCAUGAUUCUCACCUACUUCCUCCAGGCAAUAGACAAGGGCACUCUGUCGUUUGCCUCUAUCAUGGGGAUAGAACCAGACCUCCACUUAGUUGGGCAAGAUUAUUCAUGGCUCAUCACUGGUGUCUACAUCGCAAUUCUCAUUGUAGAAUACCCAACAAAUUGGAUCAUUACGAAGGUUCCCAUCGCAAAGUACCUCUCAUUCAACAUCAUCUGCUGGGGGGCUGUUCUGGCAUGCCACGCCGCUGCAACAAACUUUACUACCAUCUUGGUUUGCAGAAUUCUCCUCGGAAUUUUUGAGGCAGCUUGCCAGCCAUCGUUCAUUAUUUUGUCCAGCAUGUGGUUCAAGCGCGAGGAGCAGACUGCCAGGGUUACCUACUGGUACAUGAUGAAUGGCGCGCAACAAGUCGUCGGCGGUCUUCUUGCCUAUUGCUUCACCCUCAUCGGCCGUGACAAGGUCAUUAAAUCUUGGCAGGCACUGUUCAUUGCAUACGGGGUUAUCUCCGUCUUCUGGGGCAUAUUCGUUGGCUGGUGGAUGCCCGAUUCUCCUAUGCGGGCUAAGUGUUUCAGCGAGGAUGAUAAGCGUAAGAUGAUUGAGCGUGUCCGAUCCAACCAGACGGGAAUGCAGAGCCGCGUAUUCCGAAAAGAGCAGAUGAUCGAGGGCCUCAAGGACCCUCAAACUUGGUGCUAUUGCUUGAUUGCCAUUUGCACCACAUUGCCGACUAGUGGUCUGGGAGGGUUCGCCAACAUUAUCAUUAAGAGUUUCAAUUUUGAGACUCUGCAGGUUCAACUUCUUGCAAUGGUUCUUGGAUUCUACAUCAUAAUCGUCUUAUUUGCGUCCAUUUGGCUAGUCAAGAAGACCAACCAGAACUUACUGGUGAUGGCUGGAUUUGUUGUCCCGUCAUUCAUCGGAACUAUCGUCUUGAUGACUGUCGAAAGUAAGAGCAUGGCUACGAAAGUUGGCCUGUUGUUCUCAUACUACCUCACCCUCUCGUUCUGGUCUGCGCAGACCCUCGCUUUAUCCAUGAUUUCCCGAAACAUCGCUGGUCAGACGAAGAAGGCGACAGUGGUCGCUUGUAAUUUUAUCGCCUGGUCAGUGGGCAAUAGUAUCGGCCCACAAGUAUUUUUAAAAUGGGAUGCGCCGAGAUACUUCAUCGCCUUCGCCACUCAUCUUGGAUGCUACACUCUGCUCAUGUUUGUGAUCGCCUUCCUCCGCUGGUGGCUUCUCAGAGAGAACAAGAAGAAGGACCAAUUGGCUGCGGCUGGUAUUAGGGAGGCGGCCGACGAUAACAUGACGCAUGCUUUUGAAGAUUUGACGGAUCGGGAGAACCCCAACUUCAGGUACAUCUUUUGAAGUGCCAUAUACGAAGUACAUUUAGCUUUUGCGAGUCAAAGACGAUUCUUGUUGUUUUAAGAUUAUUCUGAUUAUUAUAGAUAUAGAUAUAGAAGUGCUGGUAAUUCUACCUUUUUGUUU
Molecule: messenger RNA, 1918 nt
Organism: Pseudogymnoascus verrucosus
Lineage: Eukaryota; Fungi; Ascomycota; Leotiomycetes; Thelebolales; Thelebolaceae
Exons: 4
Coding region: 191-1798 (535 amino acids)
Biological process (GO): transmembrane transport
Cellular component (GO): membrane
Molecular function (GO): transmembrane transporter activity
Source: RefSeq, a predicted model, not a curated record